Messenger RNA from Lynx canadensis (Canada lynx), 5977 nucleotides. RefSeq names its product terminal uridylyl transferase 4 (gene TUT4). Bases 425 to 5422 code for a protein of 1665 amino acids. Gene Ontology annotation, molecular function: nucleic acid binding; RNA uridylyltransferase activity; zinc ion binding. The record is from RefSeq and is a predicted model, not a curated record. The transcript is spliced from 31 exons. Lineage: Eukaryota; Metazoa; Chordata; Mammalia; Carnivora; Felidae.
UCUCUCCCUCUCCCUCCUCCUCCCCCACCCCAUCCCUUCCCCCCCACAAUGCAGUUCGCGGCGCGGCGGACAUGGCGGUGGAGUCCUGAGCUCGUCGUGUCCCGGCCUCCAGCGGCGGCGGCAGUGACGGCGGCGGCGGCAGCGGGAGGCGGCGGGGGGAGCGGGAGCCACUGAGAUGAGGAGGCGCCGCGCGCGCCUGUAGCUCGCGGGCCUCUCAGAGAAUGUCAAUCUGGACAGAGAUCAAGGCAGAGGAUACAUACUGCUUUACUACAAUAGGAAUUAUAAAACUUAGGUGCACGUUGAGUAAGAUGUUGUGGUGGAGACAUAGCUAGUUUGUUUGCCUAAUCUGGACUUGAAGCAAUUCAACUACUAGAAAUCUGCCAUUUUACAGUAUCACAAUUGGGAAGAAGCAGGUUUUCAAAUAAUGGAAGAGUCUAAGACCUCUAAAAAUGAAAAUCAUGAACCAAAGAAGAAUGCUUGGGCUCUUUCUGAAGAAAGCAAAGCAGUUAAAGUUAUAUCUAAUCAAACUUUGAAAGCUAGAAAUGAUAAAUCCAUAAAAGAAAUUGGGACCAGCUCUCCAAGUAGGAAUAGUAGUAAAAAAAAUAAGCAAAAUGAUAUUUGUAUAGAAAAGACAGAAGUUAAAUCAUGUAAAGUAAAUGCUGCCAACGUAGCAAGUCCUAAAGAUUUGGGAUUAGUCCUUCGAGAUCAAAGUCAUUGCAAAACAAAAAAAUCACCUAAUUCACCAGUAAAAGCAGAGAAGGUACCUGUUUCACAGGCAAAAGCAGAAAAGUCACCAAAGUCAUCUAAUUCACCAGUGAAAACAGAAAAGACAUCCAGCUCCCAGGCAAUAGCAGCAGAAAAGGCACUUAGUUCACAGAGGAAAACAGAAAAAGUACCCAUUGCUCAGAUGAAAUCAGAAAAGGUCCCUGGUUCGCUAACAGAACCAGAGAAGGCACCCAGUUUACCGUUAAAAGAAAACAUGCGACAGAUAGAAUUACAGCAGAUUGGAAGAAAAAUUCCAAGUUCCUUUACUUCUCUGGACAAAGUGAAUAUUGAUGUUGUAGAGGGAGAAAAAUCUGCUUUGGAAAACUCACCACGAUCUCAGAAGCAACAAGCAUGUACAGAUAAUACUGGUGAUUCUGAUGAUAGUGCUUCGGGAAUUGAAGACAUAUCAGAUGAUUUGAGUAAAAUGAAGAAUGAUGAAUCUAAUAAAGAAAAUUCUUCAGAGAUGGACUAUUUAGAAAAUGCUACUGUGAUAGAUGAAUCUGCAUUGACACCUGAGCAGAGGCUAGGCUUGAAACAAGCAGAAGAACGCUUAGAAAGAGAUCACAUCUUUCGACUUGAAAAACGCUCACCAGAAUAUACCAAUUGCCGAUACCUAUGCAAACUUUGCUUAAUUCACAUUGAAAACAUCCAGGGAGCUCAUAAACAUAUAAAGGAGAAACGACAUAAGAAAAAUAUUUUGGAAAAACAGGAAGAAAGUGAGCUUCGUUCUCUGCCACCUCCUUCCCCUGCCCACUUGGCUGCUUUAAGUGUUGCAGUUAUUGAAUUAGCAAAAGAACACGGAAUAACAGAUGAUGACCUCAGAGUCCGUCAGGAAAUUGUGGAGGAAAUGUCAAAGGUUAUAACAACAUUUUUACCAGAGUGUUCACUUAGGUUGUAUGGCUCAUCUCUGACUAAGUUUGCUCUGAAAAGUAGUGAUGUUAAUAUAGAUAUAAAAUUUCCUCCCAGGAUGAAUCAUCCAGAUCUUCUGAUACAAGUGCUUGGGAUUUUAAAAAAAAGUGUAUUAUAUAUAGAUGUGGAAUCUGAUUUUCAUGCCAAAGUUCCUGUUGUGGUGUGCAAAGAUCGGAAAAGUGGUUUACUUUGUAGAGUGAGUGCAGGAAAUGAUAUGGCAUGCCUCACUACUGAUUUACUUGCUGCUCUUGGCAAGACGGAACCUGUUUUUACUCCUUUGGUGUUAGCCUUUCGCUACUGGGCUAAGUUAUGCUAUAUUGACUCCCAAACUGAUGGCGGAAUCCCUUCUUACUGUUUUGCUUUAAUGGUGAUGUUUUUUCUACAACAAAGAAAACCCCCUCUUCUUCCUUGCUUACUUGGAAGUUGGAUUGAAGGCUUUGACCCAAAAAGAAUGGAUGACUUUCAGCUGAAGGGCAUAGUAGAAGAGAAGUUUGUGAAGUGGGAAUAUAAUUCAAGUAGUGCAACUGAGAAAAACUCAAUUGCUGAGGAAAACAAAGCUAAGGCAGACCAACCAAAAGAUGAUACCAAGAAGACAGAAACAGACAACCAAAGUAAUGCCAUGAAGGAAAAACAUGGCAAAUCUCCUUUAACAUUGGGAACACCAAAUCAGGUAUCCCUGGGACAAUUAUGGUUAGAGCUGCUAAAAUUUUACACACUGGAUUUUGCUUUGGAAGAAUAUGUCAUAUGUGUACGGAUACAAGAUAUUUUAACAAGAGAAAACAAAAACUGGCCUAAAAGGCGAAUAGCCAUUGAAGAUCCAUUUUCAGUUAAGAGGAAUGUUGCACGGAGCUUAAACAGCCAGCUUGUUUAUGAAUACGUUGUGGAGAGAUUCAGGGCAGCUUAUCGGUAUUUUGCCUGUCCUCAGAGGAAGGGUGGAAAUAAAUCUACAGUGGAUUCCAUGAAAAAAGAGAAGGGAAAAAUAAGCAAUAAGAAACCAGUGAAGUCUGACAAUAUGGCAUCCAGUUGUUGCAUUCUACAUGGAGAAAGCACAGAAAAAAUAAAUGCAGAAAGAGGUCAACCUGAUAAAUAUGAUGAAAUGGAAUGUACAUCACAGAGAUGUAUUACUGAAGAUGACAGUUUGUUGGUAAAUGAGCUAGAUUUGGCUGAACUUGGACAGGAAUCUUCAUCUCUUUCUACCAGUGGAGGCAGUGAAUUAGAGCCAAAAUCAAUUAAGAAACAAGAUGAUUUAGCACCGUCAGAAACCUGUCUAAAAAAGGAACUCAGCCAGUGUAAUUGCAUUGGUUAUAAAUCCCCUGACCCAGAUGAAUCUUCUGGUACAGACUGCCAGUCAAAUAUAGAAACAGAGAGUUCACAUCAGAUUGUGAGCACUGACACAUCUGCUACCUCCUGCAACUGCAAAGCUACAGAAGAUGCUUCUGACUUUAAUGAUGAUGAUAACCACCCCACCCAGGAAUUAUAUUAUGUGUUUGAUAAGUUUAUUUUAACCUCUGGCAAGCCACCAACGAUAGUAUGCAGCAUCUGCAAAAAAGAUGGCCAUUCAAAAAAUGAUUGUCCAGAGGAUUUCAGGAAAAUUGAUCUAAAACCUCUACCACCAAUGACAAAUCGAUUUCGGGAAAUACUUGAUUUAGUAUGUAAAAGAUGUUUUGAUGAGUUAUCACCACCCUUUUCUGAACAACACAACAGGGAGCAAAUUUUAAUUGGCUUGGAAAAGUUUAUUCAAAAAGAAUAUGAUGAAAAGGCCAGAUUGUGCUUAUUUGGCUCUUCUAAGAAUGGAUUUGGAUUUCGUGAUAGUGAUCUGGAUAUUUGUAUGACCCUGGAAGGCCAUGAAAAUGCAGAGAAAUUAAACUGUAAGGAAAUAAUUGAAAAUUUGGCAAAAAUUCUUAAGAGACAUCCAGGUUUAAGAAACAUUUUGCCUAUAACUACUGCCAAAGUGCCUAUAGUAAAAUUUGAACAUAGACGAAGUGGUUUAGAAGGUGAUAUCAGUUUAUAUAAUACAUUGGCUCAACAUAACACAAGAAUGCUAGCUACUUAUGCAGCUAUUGAUCCUAGAGUACAAUACUUGGGAUAUACUAUGAAAGUGUUUGCAAAGCGAUGUGACAUUGGAGAUGCUUCCAGGGGAAGUUUAUCUUCAUAUGCUUAUAUCCUUAUGGUGCUGUACUUUCUGCAGCAGAGAAAACCACCUGUUAUCCCAGUUCUACAAGAGAUCUUUGAUGGAAAACAGAUUCCACAGCGAAUGGUUGAUGGAUGGAAUGCAUUUUUCUUUGAUAAAACAGAAGAGCUGAAAAAGCGUUUACCUUCACUUGGAAAGAAUACAGAAACGUUAGGAGAGCUUUGGUUGGGACUGCUUCGCUUCUAUACUGAAGAGUUUGAUUUCAAGGAAUAUGUAAUUAGCAUUCGGCAGAAAAAGCUGUUGACAACUUUUGAGAAGCAGUGGACAUCCAAAUGCAUUGCAAUUGAAGAUCCUUUUGACUUGAAUCAUAACCUUGGUGCUGGAGUUUCUAGGAAAAUGACCAAUUUUAUCAUGAAGGCAUUUAUCAAUGGAAGGAAACUUUUUGGUACCCCCUUUUAUCCACUCAUUGGCAGAGAAGCUGAGUACUUCUUUGAUUCCAGAGUAUUAACAGAUGGAGAACUGGCUCCCAAUGAUCGAUGCUGUCGUGUGUGUGGAAAAAUAGGCCACUACAUGAAAGACUGCCCUAAAAGGAGAAGCAGUUUACUGUUUAGACUAAAGAAGAAAGACAGUGAAGAAGAGAAGGAUGGGAAUGAAGAGGAGAAAGACUCCCGAGACCUUCUUGAUCCCCGAGACCUCCAUGACACUCGAGAGUUUAGAGACCCCAGAGACCUCAGAUGCUUCAUAUGUGGAGAUGCUGGACAUGUACGAAGGGAGUGCCCAGAGGUCAAGCUGGCCCGUCAGAGGAAUAGCAGUGUGGCUGCAGCCCAGUUGGUCCGCAACCUCGUAAAUGCCCAACAAGUGGCUGGUUCAGCCCAGCAACAGGGUGAUCAGUCCGUAAGGACUAGACAGUCCUCAGAAUGUUCUGAUUCACCAUCUUAUUCUCCUCAGCCCCAACCAUUUCCACAGAACUCAUCCCAGUCAGCUGCCAUUACCCAGUCUCCAUCCCAGCCAGGAUCCCAACCCAAGCUUGGCCCACCUCAGCAGGGAGCCCAGCCCCCACAUCAGGUCCAGAUGCCUAUGUAUAACUUUCCCCAGUCACCACCAGCUCAGUAUUCUCCCAUGCACAAUAUGGGACUGUUGCCAAUGCACCCUCUCCAGAUCCCUGCCCCGUCCUGGCCUAUUCACGGCCCAGUGAUCCACUCUGCACCAGGCAGUGCCCCCAGCAAUAUUGGCCUGAACGAUCCCAGCAUCAUCUUUGCACAGCCUGCUGCCAGACCUGUGGCGAUCCCUAACUCCUCUCAUGAUGGACACUGGCCUCGUACUGUGGCUCCAAAUUCCCUGGUGAACAAUGGUACAGUGGGAAAUUCGGAGCCAGGCUUUCCAGGACUAAAUCCUCCAAUUCCUUGGGAACAUGCACCACGUCCCCAUUUCCCUCUUGUCCCAGCUUCGUGGCCUUACGGUUUGCAUCAAAACUUCAUGCAUCAGGGAAAUGCCAGAUUUCAGCCCAACAAACCGUUCUAUACUCAAGCUGGUCUACCGAUGCACAGCAACCAGCCAAUCCUGCUGUCUCAAGGGUAUCCGUACCUCAAUGUCAGUUACAUUCAGCAGAAAAAGUGACAUUUAAUGGAAAGCAAAACAAAUCAGGUCCUGAUUUAAAAUUUUAACACGUUUAGAUAGCUUAUUUAAAUUCUAAGACUGUUUUUAAAGACUGUAUUAUUUGUAUAUAAAUAUGAACUAUAGUUUUUACUAGUAUCACCAAAUUGAGUGAUACAAAUUUCAUCUAUUUUAUUACCCUAUUUUUAAGGGAAUUUUAUGUUUUGUUUAAUCUUGAUGAAUUGUAUAAAGAGAGAAUUUAAAAAAUUACAUUCUUUAUUUUCUAUUAGCUGUAUUCAUACUUUGGUUGCUUCAGACUUUAUAUAUAUUGUUCUUAAGAAUUAGGAAAAACUUUCAUGUGUUUUAAAUUUGUCACUUCUAUUCUUUACAGAACCUUGUAGUGCCAAAAACUUUUUAAAAGCUAAAAAAAAAAAUAAUAAAAUAAAACUACAACGUGAAGAUUCAGAAUUUUUUCUUUUACAUUCUUGUAUAUUGAAAAUAUUCAAAAUUGAACAGAAAGUUGCUUUUGUCUGUAUUUGAAGUAAUUCUAUUUUAAGUUAAUAAAUCUUUUUGACAAGA